Messenger RNA from Colletotrichum karsti, 1134 nucleotides. Its product is annotated as O-methyltransferase. Lineage: Eukaryota; Fungi; Ascomycota; Sordariomycetes; Glomerellales; Glomerellaceae. The transcript is spliced from 5 exons. The coding region runs from base 1 to 1134 and encodes 377 amino acids. The record is from RefSeq and is a predicted model, not a curated record. Gene Ontology annotation, molecular function: O-methyltransferase activity.
AUGGCGAUCACUCCAGACGAGCUUCCGGGGCUUGUGUCCCAAUUGUCCGCUCUGGUCAACUCCCCUCGCCAAGGCGGGCCGACGCUAGAAAUGGAGCGUAUCGCGGAGAAAAUCCUAUAUGCUACUAGGCCUUUACCAUCCGAUCCCAUGCACCGAAUGUUUCCAUACGUGGAUCUUGUGCUUAUUCGGCUUUUCAUUGACUGGAAGGUCUUUGAGACGAUCCCUCUUGACGGAGCCAUAUCUUACGCCCAGCUGGCCAAGGCAGUGGACGCAGAUGAGUCAAUUCUCAGGCGAUAUGCAUCGUUUCUCGUCUCCCGUCACAUCCUCGUCCAAGAAGAUGGGGAUCGGAUAGCGCAUACAGACGUUUCGAAGCUGUAUCUUCCUGGCCGACAAGAAUUCAACCUGUUCACGUUCUACUACGAUGAGAUGUUUCUAAGUUGUGUGAAGAAACCGGAGUACUAUGCUCAUUACGGUCGCCAGAAGACUCUCUGGGAAAUCGCUCACAGUAGACCCGAGCGGCUCAAGCGUGUCAUGGAGGCCAUGGACACUGUCCAACAUGGCCCUAUGAUUGCGAGGACGUACGACUUCAGCUGGCUGCGAGAGAAGCUCACAGAUCCGCAGCACCAGGACAGAAUUGCCUUCGUCGACGUCGGUGGCGGCAAGGGACACAUGAUCAAGGAUGUCAUGAGAGGCAAUCCCUUCAUGCCUGCCAACCGCAUGGCCCUGGAGGAUAGAGACGAGGUGAUGAAGGAGGUUGCGAUCAACCGAGAACCCGAGCUUGAGGGCGUGAAACUGCAAAGCCAUGACUUUCACAAGGAGCAACCCAUCAAAAAUGCGUUCAUCUACUUUAUCUGCCGUUGUCUCCACAACUACAGCGACGAGGUGUCUGGCAAGAUGCUGACUCAUAUCAGCAACGCCAUGGCCCCGGACAGCAGAGUUGUUAUUGCUGAGAUGGUGAUGGAAGAUCCUCCGGAGCCAUUGCAGGCUAUGUAUGACUUCACCAUGAUUGACAUCGGCGGCAAGGAAAGGACGGCGAAGGGAUGGAGUGAUCUUGCGGCGAGCGCUGGUCUUAAAGUGUCUAAGAUUUUUGGGUCGAGCAACGAGAUGAAGAUUGUUGAGUGCGUCAAGAUUUGA